GGUGCUCAUGUGCUCAUGCAUGGUCGGUUCCAUUGGAGUGAAUGAAGAAAAAAAAGGAGGAGAGGGAUGCAGACAGCUUACUGAUAGAUGGUUGGGAACGGCGAAAGCUUGUUCGACUCCAGCGUGUCACCAAACAGUAGACCCGUAGGUCGGAAUAUGUAGCCGAUUUUUUCCCCCUUAAACUCAUUAACUUCGCGUUGUGCAAGUGUUGGAUUAAAAAAAAUCCUCUUAAAUGGCAUCCAAGAGGCGCUGCCGCCUCGCUCCGUGCUUUUUGGGUAUCCUGCUGAAUGCUUGCAUGGGUGUGUCAUAUGGUGCGGAGCUCUCCUUCACCCUGGAGCCAAGUGACAUCAUCGCAGUGCAAGAGCAGCCCCUCAUGCUCCAUUGUCAAGUGGAUGGUAUCCCCCCUAUCACAACGCAAUGGAGGCACAACAGCAUACUUUUAUCUCAGGACCAGUAUCACACAACCUUCACCAAUGGCUCGCUUCUCAUCGGCCACUUCCUCAAGACCAAAUCUGACAACACGUCGGAUGAAGGGGACUAUGAGUGCAUGGCCCAGAAUUCUUUUGGGUUGGUGGUGAGCCGUAAGGCACGCAUCCAAGCAGCCACCAUGGCCGAUUUCCAUGUCCAACCAGAGCCAGUGCAUGCUGAGGAGUCUGGUGUGGCCAGAUUCCAGUGCCAAAUCCAUGGCCUGCCAGAGCCUCUUAUCAGCUGGGAAAAAGAUGGGCGCCCUGUUGACACCAAGGACAAGAGGUACACUCUCCUGCCUACAGGUGUUCUGCAAAUUACAGGAGUGCGCGAGGAGGACAGUGGCAAAUUUUGCUGUGUGGCUCAUAACAGUGCAGGAGUGAAACACAGUGCUGAGGCCCUUCUUUCCGUUUCAGGAUCCCAGUCAUCUGUUUACAAAGAACCAAUGAUCCUAGUUGGUCCAGAAAAUCUCACCCUUACUGUUCACCAAACGGCCAUUUUGGAGUGUGUCGCCACUGGAUACCCUCGCCCCAUUGUGUCUUGGAGCAGGCUUGAUGGACGUCCCAUCGGUGUGGAGGGUAUCCAAGUACUUGGCACCGGAAACUUGAUGAUUUCUGAUGUUGGCGUGCAGCACUCAGGAGUUUAUGUGUGUGCUGCUAACAAACCAGGGACCCGUGUGCGGAGGACUGCUCAGGGCCGUCUAGUGGUUCAAGCUCCUGCAGAGUUUAUUCAACCUCCGCAGUCCAUUGCCCGUCCUGUGGGGACUACCGCUAUCUUCACCUGCCAAGCCCAGGGUGAACCUGAGCCCCAGCUCACUUGGCUAAAGAACGGCCAGAUCCUGGAGCCUGAUGGCCAAAUCAAACUCAGGAACAACAACAGCACACUGACGAUAUACAGCAUCAGUCAGGACGACGAGGCCAUCUACCAGUGCAUCGCUGAGAACAGCGCCGGCUCCACGCAGGCCAGCGCUCGUCUCACGGUGCUCUGGGCUGACGGACUCCCCGGUGUGCCCACCAACGUGCAGGCCAAGGCCCUCUCACCUACCACCAUCCGAGUGUCUUGGAGGGAGCCCGAUCAGAACACACAAGACAUCAUCGGUUACGUGCUCCACAUCCGCAGGACGCUAGACCCAAUGGAAAUGGAGUACGAGGAGGCAGUCAGUAAGGUGACGCUGCAGCAGGUCAUCCGCGAUCUCGAGCCUUCCACCAGUUACACCUUCUACGUCAAAGCCUACACGUCCCACGGGGCCAGCAAGCCAUCGGACGGUGCCGCAGAGAUCACUCAUGGGGAAGUUCCAGCACCUCCCUCUCUCUUUGCCAAAGUUGUCAACAGCAGUGUCGUGCAAGCAAUGUGGGAAGCUUCCACCAAGAUGGGACAACACCAAGGCUUUCGGCUGUAUUACAGAAGAGCCCACACGGCAGUGUUUACUGGUCCUAUUUUCUUACCGCGCAAUGCUACCCAGUACAACAUCACUCAGCUGGAUCCUUCAAUGGUUUAUGAAAUAAAUUUGCUGGCAUACAACCAACACGGAGAUGGCAAUGCCACCAUGCGUUUUGUUUCACUCCGAGAGGCUUUGGAGAAAUCUGUUCUAGAUGCCUCCUGUGACUGUGUGCAAGAUGAACAGAGCAAAACAUCCACCACUGGCAUCAUAAUUGGUAUUCACAUUGGAGUGACUUGUAUCAUCUUCUGUGUGCUCUUCCUGGUGUUCAGCUACCGUGGCAGGUUGAUGAUGUGUAAGGCAGCUCAGGCCACCCCCCAGGCGGCACAGAGUACAGCGCUAGAAGCCUCUUCUUCCCAGGAGGGCUCUGGGCUGAACACAGCCAACAGAAGAGAAAUGGAGGUCAAUUGCAGCGCCGAAGGGAACAAAGUGGUUGACAGCAACGAGCUGGAGAGACUCUUCCCUCAAUCCAACACGCAAGACCCACACGUGGCUGACACAACCCUUUUGACCUACUCGCCAAAUGACACCCAGUUGUCCACAAUACCACUGGAUGAAUUUCAUGUGGAGCAGGACACAGAGACGCAUUUCCAAGCGUCGCCUGCGACACGAACGGCUCAACAGAACCAAGGCUAAUCAAUGUACCAAGUGUCCACUCAGAUUCUCUCUCACUCAGGUUUUCUUUUCAAAGUAGUUUGCAUUUUGUGCAAAGAUUUUUAUUGGUAAGUUAAAAUGUUCUAGAGAGUCUAGAACUCAUUUUUGGGGGACUUGUUUUUCGCCAGGCUUACCAGUUAAGUGUUCUUUACUCUCACUGUCUGGUUGUUUGUUUUUUUCUGGUGUUUGGCAGCACACAGAAGAGAGACCCCAGAUGUCCUUGUUAUACAAAGAUAAUAUCAUUUUUAAGUUUAAAAAAUAUAUUUGCAUAUAUAUAUACUGUACUGUAUCUUUAUCAUCUCUCUGUCAAAGUGGUUCUUGGACUACUCUUCUGUGGAUAUCAAAGACGCCAGCUACCUGCUGAAACAUAGCAACGAUUUCAUCUUGUUGCUCACAGAAGACCGAAACCUUCUUCCAGGCACUCAGUCAGUUUUGUCUCAGGACUUUUUUUUCCCCACCGUUGUGAAUUCUGGGCCCUCAUACAGGUUCUAGGCAUGCGUGAACCUUUUAUUCAACAAAAACCUACCUCAGCCGGAAUGAAUGUGUUGUGGGAAGCCUUUAGGGACUUUAUCUUCCCCUGUGUUCACGCUAACUGUACAUGCAGAGAAGCCGAUGGGUCAGAAUUAGAAGAUCAGGUGCCGCUCUACCUCAGAUGUCAAAAAUCCUCUCUCCUCCUGUGCUUCUUGAAGCAGAAUAAAAAACGAGUAUCCAACAUAAAGCACUUCCAAAUGUUGAAGUCAAUGUUCUACCUCAACAUAUUGUUCAUGUCACUGUUGUAGUUUAUCUUUGUUUCUGAUCUCCUCAGUUUGAAGAAUUUGCUGUCUGUGGAUACAAACAUAUUCAGUUCCACAUGCAAUAUGUCAUGUAUGUGAUGUCAUGUGCUAUUGAUUUUAGCUCUGUUGUUCCAUUUUGAAGGAUUAUUUUACUAUUGUUUUUUGUUUUACAUUUUGAGGGAAAUAGAUCCUUUAGCAGAUAGAAUAAAACACUCCUAAACGUAAGCUGCAAUGGACAUAAUAUUUUCCAGACAAUUUACUGCUUAAUGUGAUAUUUAAUGCUCAAUUGGACAACUGCAAAAUGACACAAAUUAAUGGUAUGACUGUGUGUGUAUCAAUGUAGAUGUUAUGUGCAAGUCCAAUUUUUGGUUUUGUUGUUUAGUUUUAAAAACAAGCACAAAUCUGAUUAAACUGCCAAGACGUAUUAACCACUUUUGCAAGUAUAGGUCAACAUUUUGGUCAAUCAUUUACUUACAGCAAAUUGGAUAAGACAGACAAUGGCACUUCAUUAAUUGGAUUGUGACGAAGAGUAGGUUAUUAGGUUCAGUGUAGCAGCACAUACUGGGACUUACAUUGCUCUUAUAACAAAAUGUGUGCCACCUCUUUUGGCUGCCCAAAUAAAUCCUGAGAAGCAUGCUAGCAUGCUUAAAUACACAUAACGUUCUUUUUAACCAUUGGGUUGUCAGACAAAGUCUGUUCAUGACCUUGAUUCAUGCAUUUUCUACACCAGUCCAUUUCAUCAGGGUCGCGGGUGAGCUGGAGCUUAUCCCAGCUGACCUUGGGCGAGAGGCGGGGUACAUGCAUCCAGGACCGGUAGCGAGUUGAUCGUAGUCUUUCUCACUCACAUUCACACCUAUAGGCAAUCCUUAUGUUGUUAUUUUUGAAUACUGAAGGAAUUGCCUUUCCUCGAGUUUUUAAAAUGUUUUUAAUGUUUUGGUUUUGGCAGAUUCAUUCGCUAACUUUCUCAACAUAGGGAAAAAAUUGUUUGGCCAAAAUGUUGACUUAUUCAGUGUCAUUGAAUCUUCAAUCUCAGUAAGCUUCUUACUAAAAUCAAAUGAAAAUGAAGACGUUGACGAGCCAUGAUAGUUGUUCAUCACGCUAGCCUACCUUUAACCUAUUCCACAAACCAUCACUACUGGCCUUCUGUCUUGUGUAAAUACUGGUGUCAGAAACAGAAUUAUGCGGGAUGUCAAUGACCUCUAACAAAAAGCUAAAUGGGGGAGGUGGAUGUCAUCAUUCGGCAGUUCUUGUCUCUCCACAGUUCUUGGUCCAGUGGCAUCACAGGGUCUCGCUUUGAAAUGCAUCAUGGUAAUCUACCUCAGUAGUUUCUGUUCUUUUUUUGUGUCUUUAUGAAAACAUGCCGAGUAGAAACACAACUACACUCAUAUACAGUACAAACAAAUGUAAAUACUGUAUAUGCAAAUAGUCAGCAUUCACUAGAUGGUGAAAUAGUCAGGAUGGCACACACACACACACACAUAAUGUUGAAUCCCUCUUUAAUGCAC
Syngnathus acus (greater pipefish) is the source of this 4835-nucleotide messenger RNA. It is a transcript of the gene igdcc3, whose product is annotated as immunoglobulin superfamily, DCC subclass, member 3. Gene Ontology annotation, biological process: cell-cell adhesion; axon guidance. Lineage: Eukaryota; Metazoa; Chordata; Actinopteri; Syngnathiformes; Syngnathidae. The transcript is spliced from 14 exons. The record is from RefSeq and is a predicted model, not a curated record. Gene Ontology annotation, cellular component: axon; plasma membrane. The coding region runs from base 233 to 2539 and encodes 768 amino acids. Gene Ontology annotation, molecular function: protein binding.